CGUUUCCGGGACCAUCUGGAAACCAUCUCGUUCUUCCCCCACACACAAAUUGGCUUCCGUUCUCACGUAUCCACACAAGACCUCUUUCUCCUUCUUCAACACACUUUUCUUUCCCCACCAUCUGCUCAAGUCCACGCCCUUGUCACUGUAGACGUUCGUAAAGCAUUUGAUUGCAUCGGCCACGAUCACAUACUCGCCUCAGUCCGAGAAACAGGCUGCGGACACAGGCUUUACACUUACAUCCGGAACUUCCUUAAAGACCGCACAGCCAGUUUUUGUAUUGAGGCUGAGACGUCCCCACCGAUCACGCUCACACGCGGCACCCCACAAGGGGCGGUGCUGUCUCCUACUCUAUUUAAUCUCGGCAUGGCCCAGCUGGCCUAUCGCCUCCAACAAGUCCCCCAACUCUCACACAUCUUCUACGCGGACGACCUCACCCUCUGGUGCACUCACGGGUCACCAGGGGAAGUGGAAUCGACUCUGCAGCAGGGACUGGACAUUAUAGCUGAAUAUCUUGAACAAGCAGGCCUUGAACCUGCCCCAGAAAAAUCGGAACUGCUUCUUCUAUCCCAUACUCAAUAUCAGCGAUCUGUUAACCAGCACAUAUCCUUACACAUCGGUCAGCAUCCCAUCCCGAAAGUCUCUACAUGUAAAAUUCUGGGCAUGCAUUUACGGGAAAGAUCACAUCAAGCCAACGUCGUUUCAGUCGUAAACACAUGCCACUCGGUUACCUCCCUGGUACGCAGAGUGGUCAAAAAGCACGCGGGUCUCCACGAGAAGCAGGUGAACCUCUCGAACGAGAGCUUCCAGAGGGUCGAGGGCGUCGACGGGGUCUGGGACGCCACGGUACCUCCUUCGGGCAGUCGGAGGCGCCACUACCACGUCAAGCACAAGAUCGGAGGCGUUCCCUUCAGCCAGGGACAGAGGUCGUCAUCCAGGCCACGACAGCCGCUCAUUGUGCGAGAGGUCACACAGGUGGUGGAUGACGAUGGGCCCCAGGUGCCGGUGGGCUACACAGGCACGCGUAUGGACUGGACCCUCAACCCGGACGGGACGCUGCAGGUGGUGGUGGGGCCGCCGCUCUCACAGUUGCAGGAGAAAGAGCUCAAGAAAAUGCGCGAGAAUCGCCAGAAAGCCUCGCAGGCCAAGCUGGAAACAGGCAGGCUCGAGGACACCAAGAAGUAG
Messenger RNA from Ixodes scapularis (black-legged tick), 1185 nucleotides. RefSeq lists its product as uncharacterized. The annotation marks the transcript as partial. The record is from RefSeq and is a predicted model, not a curated record. The transcript is spliced from 3 exons. Lineage: Eukaryota; Metazoa; Arthropoda; Arachnida; Ixodida; Ixodidae.